Messenger RNA from Kockovaella imperatae, 1587 nucleotides. RefSeq names its product putative efflux protein EncT. The transcript is spliced from 8 exons. The coding region runs from base 1 to 1587 and encodes 528 amino acids. Gene Ontology annotation, biological process: transmembrane transport. NCBI's taxonomy places the organism in Eukaryota, Fungi, Basidiomycota, Tremellomycetes, Tremellales, Cuniculitremaceae. The record is from RefSeq and is a predicted model, not a curated record. Gene Ontology annotation, molecular function: transmembrane transporter activity. Gene Ontology annotation, cellular component: membrane.
AUGGACCACACUAAGAAGGCUCAAUCCACUCGUAGCACCAACAACGAUGACGAGUUGACUCCUCCACCGGUCGCAAGCACAUUGGGCAAGGUCGAAGCUGAGCUCGAGAAGGAGGGAAAGGUAGCCCACAAGGUCCCUUCAGAUGCAUUGUCAUCCCUUCCCAGGGCGAGAAAGAAUAUCCUUACCCUUUGUUUCUGUCUGGCCAUGUUUAUCGAUGCAGCCGGUGUUUCGGCCACCUUCCUCAUGACCGCUCCGAUCUCGGAAGACUUGGGCAUCUCUGCCGGAGAUCAAGCAUGGGUCCUCGGAACCUAUUCCAUGGUCUUCGCCGCCACCCUCCUGUUUGCCGGUCGAAUUGCCGACCUCUACGCGCCUCACCGAGUCUACACUGUUGGAUUCGUCGGUAUCGCCGUCUUCUACCUCAUCAUCUCGUUCAUGGACUCCAAGUAUGCCUUCUUCGUCCUUCGAGCCGUCUCAGCUCUCUUGGCCGUCCUCACUAUCCCAUCAGCCAUCAAUAUGAUCAUUCAGAUGUACCCUGAUCCUGACGAGCAAGCCAAGAAGCUCGCUCUCUUCGGUCUCGCCGGUGCUCUUGCCAACACUUUGGCCCUUGUCCUUGCUGGUGUCUUCCUCCUCGCCAGCUGGAGAUGGUACUUUAGGUUCAUCACGAUCCUCGUCGGACCUUUCGCUGUCCUCGCAUGGUUCCUCUUGCCCAAGACUGCUGCCGUUGCGGAAGACCUCCCUGGUGCCGCCAAAUUCAAGCGAAUGGAUCUGGGAGGAGUCUUCAUCUUGGUCGCCGCUCUCAUCCUCUUCAUCCUUGGUUUCACCCAAGCUCCCACUGAUGGAUGGAAGUCUGCCACGUUUAUCGCUCCAUUCGUCAUCUCCAUCGUCCUCUUCGCCGUCUUCGUCGUCUGGGAGCAUUACAUGCCACGAGGAUACGCUUUGCUCCCUCAUGACAUUUGGUCUUACCCCAACAUCUUCCCAUUGAUCCUUCAAGCCUCUGCCGUCUUCAUGUGGUUCGCCACCGCUCAACUCCGUAUCGCCACAUACUUCCAAGAGGCCCUCCAUGACUCUGCCAUUCUGGCAGCUGCCAAGCUCUUGCCCAUGGGUAUCACCGCCUUGAUCGUCGGAAUGGGAUCUCAAGCCUUCCCCAAGCUUAUCACCCGACCUCACUACGUCCAACCUGUCGCCGCAGCUCUGUGCUUCGCUGGAAGCAUGUUGUUCGCUUUCAGUAACGGAGGUGCAGGCAAGGAUUACUGGAAGUUCAUGUUCACUGGCCAGAUUAUUGGUACUGCCGGUGGAAUGAUCAUAUUCAUUGGCACGAACACAAACAUCAUUAUGAGCUUCCCACUCGAAUUCGCAGGCAUUGGAGGAUCAUUCGCAAACAUUAUCUUCCAAAUCGGCGGAGUAAUCGGAAUUGCCGUCCAAGCUGGUCUUCUGUCCACUGGAAACGGUACCAUUCAAGACUGGACUGGAUCCAGAAACUCCUACUUCUUCACCGGAGGAUACGUGUUGGCGGCCGGAGCCAUCUUCCUCGCUUGGUACAGGCAAUCCAAGAUGCCCAGGCGUGAAGGCGUCCCAGCGGCUGUGUAA